Molecule: messenger RNA, 2214 nt
Organism: Knipowitschia caucasica
Lineage: Eukaryota; Metazoa; Chordata; Actinopteri; Gobiiformes; Gobiidae
Source: the annotation of a GenBank genome assembly
AUGCCCGGGCUGCAGGUCCAACUGGUCACCAACAGCAUGAGACCUUUGCCCGGGCUGCAGGUCCAACUGGUCACCAACAGCAUGAGACCUAUGCCCGGGCUGCAGGUCCAACUGGUCACCAACAGCAUGAGACCUAUGCCCGGGCUGCAGGUCCAACUGGUCACCAACAGCAUGAGACCUAUGCCCGGGCUGCAGGUCCAACUGGUCACCAACAGCAUGAGACCUAUGCCCGGGCUGCAGGUCCAACUGGUCACCAACAGCAUGAGACCUAUGCCCGGGCUGCAGGUCCAACUGGUCACCAACAGCAUGAGACCUAUGCCCGGGCUGCAGGUCCAACUGGUCACCAACAGCAUGAGACCUAUGCCCGGGCUGCAGGUCCAACUGGUCACCAACAGCAUGAGACCUAUGCCCGGGCUGCAGGUCCAACUGGUCACCAACAGCAUGAGACCUAUGCCCGGGCUGCAGGUCCAACUGGUCACCAACAGCAUGAGACCUAUGCCCGGGCUGCAGGUCCAACUGGUCACCAACAGCAUGAGACCUUUGCCCGGGCUGCAGGUCCAACUGGUCACCAACAGCAUGAGACCUAUGCCCGGGCUGCAGGUCCAACUGGUCACCAACAGCAUGAGACCUAUGCCCGGGCUGCAGGUCCAACUGGUCACCAACAGCAUAAGACCUAUGCCCGGGCUGCAGGUCCAACUGGUCACCAACAGCAUGAGACCUAUGCCCGGGCUGCAGGUCCAACUGGUCACCAACAGCAUGAGACCUUUGCCCGGGCUGCAGGUCCAACUGGUCACCAACAGCAUGAGACCUAUGCCCGGGCUGCAGGUCCAACUGGUCACCAACAGCAUGAGACCUAUGCCCGGGCUGCAGGUCCAACUGGUCACCAACAGCAUGAGACCUAUGCCCGGGCUGCAGGUCCAACUGGUCACCAACAGCAUGAGACCUAUGCCCGGGCUGCAGGUCCAACUGGUCACCAACAGCAUGAGACCUAUGCCCGGGCUGCAGGUCCAACUGGUCACCAACAGCAUGAGACCUUUGCCCGGGCUGCAGGUCCAACUGGUCACCAACAGCAUGAGACCUAUGCCCGGGCUGCAGGUCCAACUGGUCACCAACAGCAUGAGACCUAUGCCCGGGCUGCAGGUCCAACUGGUCACCAACAGCAUAAGACCUAUGCCCGGGCUGCAGGUCCAACUGGUCACCAACAGCAUGAGACCUAUGCCCGGGCUGCAGGUCCAACUGGUCACCAACAGCAUGAGACCUUUGCCCGGGCUGCAGGUCCAACUGGUCACCAACAGCAUGAGACCUUUGCCCGGGCUGCAGGUCCAACUGGUCACCAACAGCAUGAGACCUAUGCCCGGGCUGCAGGUCCAACUGGUCACCAACAGCAUGAGACCUAUGCCCGGGCUGCAGGUCCAACUGGUCACCAACAGCAUGAGACCUAUGCCCGGGCUGCAGGUCCAACUGGUCACCAACAGCAUGAGACCUUUGCCCGGGCUGCAGGUCCAACUGGUCACCAACAGCAUGAGACCUAUGCCCGGGCUGCAGGUCCAACUGGUCACCAACAGCAUGAGACCUAUGCCCGGGCUGCAGGUCCAACUGGUCACCAACAGCAUGAGACCUAUGCCCGGGCUGCAGGUCCAACUGGUCACCAACAGCAUGAGACCUAUGCCCGGGCUGCAGGUCCAACUGGUCACCAACAGCAUGAGACCUAUGCCCGGGCUGCAGGUCCAACUGGUCACCAACAGCAUGAGACCUUUGCCCGGGCUGCAGGUCCAACUGGUCACCAACAGCAUGAGACCUUUGCCCGGGCUGCAGGUCCAACUGGUCACCAACAGCAUGAGACCUAUGCCCGGGCUGCAGGUCCAACUGGUCACCAACAGCAUGAGACCUAUGCCCGGGCUGCAGGUCCAACUGGUCACCAACAGCAUGAGACCUAUGCCCGGGCUGCAGGUCCAACUGGUCACCAACAGCAUGAGACCUAUGCCCGGGCUGCAGGUCCAACUGGUCACCAACAGCAUGAGACCUAUGCCCGGGCUGCAGGUCCAACUGGUCACCAACAGCAUGAGACCUAUGCCCGGGCUGCAGGUCCAACUGGUCACCAACAGCAUGAGACCUUUGCCCGGGCUGCAGGUCCAACUGGUCACCAACAGCAUGAGACCUAUGCCCGGGCUGCAGGUCCAACUGGUCAAAAAAAAACCUUGGAACAGCAGGUGA